Dichotomopilus funicola is the source of this 408-nucleotide messenger RNA. RefSeq lists its product as uncharacterized. The transcript has a single exon. Gene Ontology annotation, molecular function: RNA nuclease activity; RNA binding. NCBI's taxonomy places the organism in Eukaryota, Fungi, Ascomycota, Sordariomycetes, Sordariales, Chaetomiaceae. The annotation marks the transcript as partial. The record is from RefSeq and is a predicted model, not a curated record.
UACUCCUGCUCCGGCCUACCUCCAGACCACCCCGACAGAUACAUCCCCGCCUCAACCGUGCGUAGCCAAGCCCGAUACGCACUACGCCUCACCCUCCAAUCCAAACAGAUCCAAUCCAGUGACCACCGCUCAUACCCCCAUCGCUUCCACAACUAUCCCAACGAGGGGCUGACUCUCACCACCACGGGGCCGUGGUACGAGUUCCCCAUUCGUAAUCGCGCGCCGUUUCAGGCCCGUGGCGAUGCAGGCGUUGUCAGAGUGGUUUACCCCGCGAACUGGAGAGGUGGGGAUGACAUGUGGGAUGUGAUCUAUCAUGAUCCACGGAAAGUGUUGGUUCUGAGGGGAGAGGAGGUUGGGGAUUUCUCCAUAGCGGUUAGGCAGUACCGGCCGCCGGGGCAGUUGUCGUGA